AUGAGCCUCCGCGAGGAGCAGGUGCGGCGGUACCUGGACCAGAACCCCGCUUCCCGGGCUCCCCAGGCCGGGGCAGGGCUGCUGGGCGUCAGCACUGACCUGGGUCCUCCACAGCCCACCCUGAGCCCAGGCCCACAGAGCAACAGCCUCUGUCUUUUCUCCGUCACCUCACAGAACCCCCACUUCAGCACCUUCGCCGACGAGCUGACGGGCUACGAGACGAGGAGCCUCCUGGCCACGCCCAUCAUGAACGGCAAGGACGUGGUGGCCGUGGUCAUGGCCGUGAACAAGCUGGACGGGCCGGGCUUCACCAGCGAGGACGAGGACGUUUUCCUGAAGUACCUGAACUUUGGGGCCUUGAACCUGAAGAUCUACCACUUGAGCUACCUGCACAACUGUGAGACGCGCCGUGGACAGGUGCUGCUGUGGUCGGCCAACAAGGUGUUUGAGGAGCUGACGGACAUCGAGCGGCAGUUCCACAAGGCCUUCUACACGGUGCGGGCCUACCUCAACUGCGACCGGUACUCCGUGGGCCUUCUUCCUCUUCUCCGCCAGGAAUUCUUCGACGUGUGGCCCAUCCUGAUGGGAGAAGCCCAGCCGUACUCGGGCCCGCGUACCCCCGACGGCCGUGAAAUCCUCUUCUACAAAGUCAUCGACUACCUCCUCCAUGGCAAGGAAGACAUCAAGGUCAUCCCCACACCCCCAGCUGACCACUGGGCUCUGGCCAGUGGCCUUCCAACCUACGUGGCAGAAAGUGGCUUUAUCUGUAACAUCAUGAACGCCCCUGCGGACGAGAUGUUCACCUUCCAGGAGGGCCCCCUGGACGACUCCGGCUGGGCCGUCAGGAACGUCCUGUCCAUGCCCAUCGUCAACAAGAAGGAGGAGAUCGUGGGGGUGGCCACCUUUUACAACAGGAAAGACGGGAAGCCUUUCGACGAGCAGGACGAAGUGCUCAUGGAGUCCCUCACACAGUUCCUGGGCUGGUCCGUGCUCAACACCGACACCCACGACAGGAUGAACAAGCUGGGGAACCGCAAGGACAUCGCCCAGGACAUGGUGCUGUACCACGUGCGCUGCGACCACCGCCCCGGCAGACCCCGUCUCCUGGCUCCACAGGUGCUGGUGCGGUUCCUGUUCUCGGUCAGCAAAGGCUACCGGAGGGUCACCUACCACAACUGGCGGCACGGCUUCAACGUAGCGCAGACCAUGUUCACGCUGCUCACGGUGCCCGGAGGGGGCAGGGCACCCAGAAGCCGGGGGUGCGGGUGGGAGGCGCCCACACAUACCUCCCCGACACCUGCCCAGGGUGGCGAAGACCUCCUUGGAGGACUCAGCAGGGGCCGCCCCUCGCUCGGCAGGGAGGGGAGGGGCGUCGGGUCAGACCCAGCCCCCAGGCCACCCCACAGCCCUCAGCCCCGGGAGGCCAUGAUGACGACGGCCUGCGACCUGUCUGCCAUCACCAAGCCCUGGGAGAUCCAGAGCAAGGUGAGCCAUCGCCUGGGGCGCCGCCUCCCUGGUGGGGUGAGCCUGGACCCGCCUCCAGCGCCCUCUGCUCACAGGGCCAUGAUGAUGACGGCCUGCGACCUGUCUGCCAUCACCAAGCCCUGGGAGAUCCAGAGCAAGGUGGCGCUGCUGGUGGCAGCGGAGUUCUGGGAACAAGGGGACUUGGAAAGGACGGUUCUGGAUCAGCAGCCCAUUCCGAUGAUGGACCGGAACAAGGCGGCUGAGCUCCCCAAACUGCAGGUUGGCUUCAUCGACUUCGUGUGCACCUUCGUGUACAAGGAGUUCUCCCGCUUCCACGAGGAGAUCCUGCCCAUGCUGGAGCGCCUGCAGAACAACAGGCAGGAGUGGAAGGCGCUGGCCGAUGAGCACGAGGCGAGAGUGCGGGCCCUGGAGGAGGAGAAGCAGCAGGAGGAGAGGACCACGGCCAGGAAAGGGGGCACAGAAAUUUGCAAUGGUGGCCCAGCACCCAAGUCCUCGACCUGCUGCCUCCUGUGAGCCACUCAGGGCCCCUGAGGACGCCCACGCCCCCCACGCCCACGCGGCGGACUCUGCCUCUAACCACUUGGUACAAGAGGUUAGGAAGCCUGAGACGAUUUUGGAUACUUUGAAUUUUUUUUAAGGUUUGUGUUUUUAUCAAGUGAAGUCAACUACAAAUAACAAACAGUGUAGCCCGCCCUACACUUAACUCAUCGCCUUGGACACAUAGUCACACCGGAGCCCCUGCGUCUACACCAGUGUCGGAAGCCUGGGGAGAAGUCUGCGCCUGUUUUUAUGGAUACAGAGGUGCUGUUUCCCAGCUGGUUUAGGAAACGAUAUCUGACCAGAAAUGUAGAAUAAAUGAAAACAAGUCGC
Myotis brandtii (Brandt's bat) is the source of this 2355-nucleotide messenger RNA. RefSeq names its product phosphodiesterase 6B, cGMP-specific, rod, beta (gene PDE6B). Gene Ontology annotation, cellular component: photoreceptor outer segment membrane. Lineage: Eukaryota; Metazoa; Chordata; Mammalia; Chiroptera; Vespertilionidae. Gene Ontology annotation, molecular function: protein binding; 3',5'-cyclic-nucleotide phosphodiesterase activity. The transcript is spliced from 16 exons. The record is from RefSeq and is a predicted model, not a curated record. The coding region runs from base 1 to 1998 and encodes 665 amino acids. Gene Ontology annotation, biological process: signal transduction; retina development in camera-type eye.